Molecule: messenger RNA, 531 nt
Organism: Thelazia callipaeda (thelaziosis nematode)
Lineage: Eukaryota; Metazoa; Nematoda; Chromadorea; Rhabditida; Thelaziidae
Source: the annotation of a GenBank genome assembly
AUGAAAAAACGAUGGAAAACUAGCAAUGGGGUAUGGAGUUUGUAUAAUUUUGCAGAUAAAGUUGAUAUUCAGCUGAUGGCAGCUGGGCUAAUUCUUGCAUUGCUGCAAGCAGUUUUUCCGCCAUUUGUAUGGCUUGUAAUGGGUGAUUUUGUGUCACUCUCGAUCGUCCGUGAGUUAUUCAAAUCAACCAAAGAUAGACAUUUGGAUUUAUUUGAAUAUGCUAUAAAUGCUCAGAAUAGCUCACUGAACAAUACAUUCAAUACUUCUGAGGCUAUUUACGAAAAUUCAGCUCAAAAAAGUGAAAUUGACCUAAAAUUUGCAUAUUCGGCAACCCCUGCGUUUGUCAUGAUGCUAUCAUUGUCAUUAGCCACUUUUAUCGCUGCUUUUCUUCAGAGAUUAGCCUGGGAAGUUUCUGGAAUUAGACAAGUUUUUCGAGUUAAAAAAGCUUACAUUCGAAAAUUAUUGCACAUGGAUGUUGCAUGGUUAGAAUCUCGACAUUCUGGUCAAGUAGCCUCGAUGCUACAUGAGUGA